Messenger RNA from Olea europaea var. sylvestris, 2068 nucleotides. RefSeq names its product calnexin homolog 1-like. The coding region runs from base 167 to 1786 and encodes 539 amino acids. The transcript is spliced from 6 exons. Gene Ontology annotation, biological process: protein folding. Gene Ontology annotation, cellular component: endoplasmic reticulum membrane; endoplasmic reticulum. Lineage: Eukaryota; Viridiplantae; Streptophyta; Magnoliopsida; Lamiales; Oleaceae. Gene Ontology annotation, molecular function: calcium ion binding. The record is from RefSeq and is a predicted model, not a curated record.
GUAUAUACAUAGCUAAUUAUCACUCUUUAGGUUCUAGUGACUUCUUCGUCUCCUUGAUACACUCUCAAAUCGAUCGAUAGAUAAAAUUCUGCAUUUCUUUCCUUGUUUCGAGUUUUCGUGAGAAUUUUUCUCCGAUUUGAGAGCCGAAAAUUUAUAGGUCAACAGAAUGGAGGAUUCGAAACGAAAGAUUUGGACUGUGCAGUGUGUCUUACUUUUGUUGAUCGGUUCAUGCAUUUCUCAGCUCUGCGCUUCUGACGAUGUGAAAUUUUAUGACUCGUUUGACGAUGCAUUUGACGGGCGAUGGGUUGUUUCCAAGAAUGAGGAUUAUACAGGCGUGUGGAAACACUCAAAGAGCGAGGGACAUGAUGAUUAUGGGCUUCUUGUGAGUGAGAAGGCCAAGAAACAUGCAAUUGUAAAGAAACUAGAUGAAGCUAUUAAUCUCAAGGAUGAGACAGUUGUCCUUCAAUAUGAGGUCCGUCUCCAGAAUGGUCUUGAAUGUGGUGGUGCUUAUCUCAAGUACCUUCGUCUUCAGGAUGCUGGCUGGACUCCAGAGGGAUUUGAUAACGAAUCUCCCUACUCCAUAAUGUUUGGACCUGAUAAAUGUGGAGCUACAAACAAGGUUCACUUCAUUUUGAAGCACAAGAACCCUAAGAGUGGGGAGUUUGUUGAACACCACCUCAAGUAUCCACCCUCUGUUCCUUCUGACAAAUUGACCCACGUGUAUACUGCCAUCCUGAAAUCAGAUAAUGAGCUGAAAAUUUUGAUUGAUGGAGAGGAGAAGAAGAAGGCUAAUUUCCUCUCAUCUGAAGAUUUUGAGCCGCCACUCAUCCCUUCUAAGACCAUUCCCGACCCAGAUGAUAAGAAGCCUGAGGAUUGGGAUGAGAGAGCAAAAAUCCCAGAUCCAGAUGCCAAGAAACCAGAUGACUGGGAUGAGGAUGCUCCAAUGGAGAUUGAAGAUGAAGAUGCUGUGAAACCUGAGGGAUGGCUUGAUGAUGAACCCGAGGAGAUUGAUGAUCCUGAGGCUACGAAACCAGAAGAUUGGGAUGACGAGGAAGAUGGUGAAUGGGAGGCUCCUAAAGUCGAUAACCCCAAGUGUGAAGAGGCACCUGGGUGUGGAGAGUGGAAAAAGCCAAUGAAAAGGAAUCCUGCUUUCAAGGGUAAAUGGCAUGCACCCCUCAUCGACAACCCUAAUUACAAGGGUAUUUGGAAGCCUCAGGAAAUUCCAAACCCUGACUACUUUGAGCUCGAGAAGCCAAACUUUGAGCCCAUUGCAGCCAUUGGCAUUGAGAUCUGGACAAUGCAAGAUGGCAUAUUGUUCGACAAUAUUUUGAUAGCUUCUAAUGAGAAAGUUGCAGAAACAUACCGGGCUACUGCAUGGAAGCCAAAAUUUGAAGUAGAGAAAGAGAAACAAAAGGAGGAGGAAUCUACUGAUUCAGAUGGUCUUAAAGGGAUUCAGAAAGUGGUAUUUGACUACCUUUACAAGAUUGCGGACAUCCCUGUGUUGGGUGAUCACAAGAUUAAGGUCUUGGAGCUUAUUGAGAAGGCUGAGAAACAAGCAAACCUGACAAUUGGAGUCCUCGUCUCCAUUAUAGUUGUCAUUCUCUCUCUUCUAUUGAAGGUUAUCUUUGGUGGGAAGAAGCAGCCUGCCCAAACGCAUGUGGAGACAAAGAAACCUGAUGUUGCUGAGACUUCAAACGACCAGGGUGCUAGCACUGAGGAGAAGGAAGAGCAAAACGAGGAUGGUGCUGCUGCUCCUCGCAGGAGGAACGCCAGGCGUGACAGUUAAGGGAAUGAACUUCCAAUUGGAAGUUAAAUAGAAAUGAUCUGUGGUCACCAUUGAUAAAAACUCAAUAGGUUUUGGACUUGCAGAUGUUUUUCCAUCCUGGAAUAUUUUUACUUAUUGACCCGAAUGCAAUUUUUUGCUUGUUUAGGUAUGUUAUAGACAAUGGCAAUGUAUAUUAGACAAUCUACUGAGAUUAUGGUGUUUUUCUACGUGGUCGAGGAAAUUUUGGAAGCUUAUGAUCUGCCUAUUGUUUUCUAAUUUGAGCACUUUGUUUUUGAGCUUCAA